CUUCACCUUGUUAUAUUAUUCAGUAAUUAACACUGAGUUUUCUUUUUGCUAGUUCGUCGUUAUUCAGAAGUGUAGCGUCUUGUGGUAAAAUGGUUUCCUGCACUAUGAAGGUUGACUAAAUGUUUCAAAAUAUCUCGACUGCACUUGCCUUGUAGGGUAGAAUCAAUCUAACAUGAUGUUGAGUCCUAAGAUGCAAAGGACUAUCCGGGUGAACGAAAACCAACUCAUAAUGCUAUCGGAACGAGCUCAUAACGAUCAUUCUUUAGCUGGAUAUCUUCAUAAAAGAUCGGCGGAUAGUAACAAGUGGCAGUUGAGAUGGUUUGUGCUUUACCAGAAUCUUCUUUUCUACUACGAUUCAGAACAUUGUCAUAGACCCUUAGGCAUUUUGAUGUUAGAAGGUUCCUACUGCGAAAGACUAAUCACGGCUGGCAGUACAUCCAAAUCCAAAGAUUGCUCCGAAAGACAAUUCUGCUUUGCGAUAUCAUACAGAAAAGAGAACAUCAGACAAUACGAAUUAAGAGCUUUAAACGAAAUGGACUGUAACAGCUGGAUUGAAGCUAUAAGAGAAGCCAGUUUCAACAACCUACUGCUACAAAAGGAAGAGUUGGAACAAAAGCAUUUACAUUUAUUACAAAUCGUCGAAUCUGAAAAAACAGCUAAAUGGCAAUAUUCUUUAGAAUGUGUGGAGCUCGCAACAGAAAUAAAGAAGCUGAGGGCAGAGAUAUGCGCCUUGAAAAAGGAAUGGGAACCUCGCCACACUUCGAGCGGAAGCUUAUCUUCGACUCAAGGGUCUUGCAGUUCCGGCGUUAGCGGUUACUUCGCUAACUUAGAACAAGACUCUAUAGAACUUAGAAAAAUCAAGAAAGUUCAAAGCUUUUUUCGAGGAUGGUUAUGUAGAAGACGAUGGAAGCAAAUCGUCGAGCAGUACAUUAAGAGUCCCCACGCUGAAAGUAUGAGAAAAAGAAACAGUUUGGUAUUCCGGAUGGUUGAAGAUGAAGAGGAAUAUAUGGAGCAGGUGGAAGUUUUAGUUACUUGCUUCUUAAGGCCCUUUAAGAUGGCGGCUUCUUCUAAAAAACCUCCUUGCUUACACGAAGAUGUCAAUUCUAUAUUUUUGAAUAUCGAGACGGUGUUGUUUCUGCAUCAGAUAUUUUUGAAAGGUCUUACUUCUAGAAUGGAAAGCUGGCCCACUCUUGUCUUAGGUGAUUUGUUUACGAUGUUAGUCCCAAUGUUAAGCAUAUACCAAGAAUAUGUCAGAAAUCACAACUAUUCUCUACAAGUAUUAACAGAAUGUAAGCAAUCGUUACAAUUUUCCGCUUUAGUUAAACGUCUAGAAAGUAAGCCAUCAUGUAGAGGCAGAUCGCUAGAAGCAUUUCUGACUUAUCCUAUGCAUCAGGUUCCGAGAUAUAUUAUAGCACUACAUGAAUUGUUAGCACAUACUCCGCACGAUCAUGUUGAAAGAAAAAGUUUACAAAACGCCAGACAACAACUUGAAGAUCUUUCCAGACAGAUGCACGAUGAGGUUUCAGAAACGGAAAAUCUACGAAAAAACUUAGCUAUCGAAAGAAUAAUAGUCGAAGGUUGUGAUAUAUUACUAGACGUCAACCAGAUUUUCGUGAGGCAAGGUUCACUGGUUCAACUUCCUAGCGAUAAACAAAAACAGAGCAAAAGCAAACUUCCAUUUAAAACAGACAAAGAUACCGUGCGCCAAUGUUUUUUAUUCUCGAAUCAUCUUAUAAUUACAACAAGAACAUCAAGCGGAAAGCUACACCUCGUUCCAGAUAUUGGUAAAAUCCCUCUAGCUGAUGCCCUUUUAAUUGAAGAUCCUUCAGAAAACCAGGCCGAUGAUGUGUCUAGCCAAUCAACAGCUAGUGAAGCAUCAGCGAUAAGUAAAGCGUCCCAUAAUAGAGAUUUCAAAAUUGUAAUUGAAACAAAAACAACACAACAUAAUUCACUAUCUGUUCAUCUCCUAGCCUCGUCGAUUCAAGAAAAGGCAGCGUGGAUCUCUGACCUAAUCCAGUGUUUGGACAACGUGCAGUUCAACGACAUAAUGCGACCAGCAACGCACACCAGUGGCUCGAUCAGUCUACCACAGUCGUUAAAAAAUGAUCCAAAGUUGUUCAAAGAUGAAGCCGACAUUCGUUUUAGUCGUAAGCUGAAUUCUUGUAAAAUUCCGCAAAUUCGAUACGCCACACCAGAAAAACUGCUGCAAAGACUUAUCGAUCUACGUUUUCUGUCUAUCGAUUUUCUCAACACAUUUUUACUGACAUACAGAGUUUUUACCGAUGGAAUCACAGUUUUAGAAGCACUUAAAAGGGUAUUUUAUGGUAUUGAUGUAGAACAACAUGAAGCAAUGGCUUCAGACGGGCUUAGCAAAGAUGAAUGUGCUGCAGUAGACGAAAGAAGACGGAGUAGUUUUUCUCCACGAAGAACGAGUGGAGCCAGUUCAGUUUCUGGUUAUGGUUCUGAAAUGAGCGAAAGGGACAGGUCUCAUAGUUACGAUUCUCAAGGUUACAGAGUAUGGAAAGCAACAUUGGAAAAGUACGAGGAAGAGUCACAAGAAACAGAAAAAGAGACAGAAAGGCCAAAAAUUAUUAAGCAUAGUCCUACAAAACAUGGUGAUACUCUUACUCUACCUGGUUCCAAACCAGUGGCCAAACCAAUCGCCAAACUAGUGGACAAAACUCAAGAUUCUGAAGAAAUUAAACUAUUGACGAUACCAAAAGUUACAGAUUCCAGCAGUAGUGAAACCCUGACAGGUGCGCCUUGCUCCCCAAGCAAUUUAAGCUCGGUAACCUUAAUAGGUACCUCACCAUCAGAUGAUACCAUUGAUGUUGAAAAAUCUUCAGUAAAAAAAUAUUCGCCAAAAACUUCUCCUACGAGACAACAACCGCAACACCAACAAAUUCCUGCCAAAACCUCAAUAUCCACUCCAACGAAAUCAACUGCUAAAACACUGUCUCCUACCAAAGACCAAGGAAAACCGGAUCAUCAGAAAAGGCCAUCGGUUACUCUUAAAAGUGAUGAUAAAAAACCUAUACAACGAGGAGUGUCAGUUGAAUCUGAAGACCAAUCUGAUGAACCUGUGUCCUCUCACACUCAUAGCCAUCGAGCUUCUUGUAGUUCUUCUAGGUCAGCUAGUAUUUCUACUACUACUGGAGUUAUACAAUCUUUUUUUCAGAGUUACUAUGGAGCAAGAUCAUCAAUACAGGAUGGUGAAGCCUCUACUACUAGAUCGAGUUUCCAACAUGAGUCUCCACAAAGGCCGAGUCGAGCUGGUGUUGUUAUCACUUCUUCUCGACAGUCUAAGCGAAGAAGUAGUACUUCCACUGCAGCUGCUGCCUUUGCAAUUGCUACAUCUGGUUCUAGUAACCCAAGAGACAUAUCGCCAGGUAAAGACCAAGAGGAGUAUAACGCAGAAAGAGCAAGACACAAGGAAUCUGUGAUGUCCACAGCUUGUACAAUGAGAGUACUAAACGUUUUGAGGCAUUGGAUUUCGAAACACCCGCAAGACUUCGAGAACGAUCAUCGCCUGAAAAAUAUGACAAUAGAAUUUUUAGAAGAUAUUAUUUAUAGUCCAAAUUUGUUACCGGCUGAGCAUAAAGCUGCAGCUCAGUUGUUGAGAUUGUUAACUAAAGAAGAUGCAGAAAGUUCUAAAAUUGACUUAAAAAAAUUACUUAUACCUACAGCGGUUCCAACUAAAGAAUCAAUAGAAAGCUUAUCCGCGUUAGAAAUAGCAGAACAGCUGACGUUUAUUGAUCACCAAAUAUUCGCAUACAUUUCAUGCGAAGAAUUCCUGGGCCAAGCAUGGAUGAAGGCAGAUAAAGAAAAAAGAGCUCCGCACAUCAUUAUGAUGACUAAACGAUUUAAUGACGUGUCUAGAUUGGUAGCAUCAGAGAUUCUUAAUCGUAAGUCUAUUGCACAGAGAGUGUCUGCCAUAGAAAAAUGGGCGGCAGUAGCGGAUAUUGCUAGAUGUCUUCAUAACUUCAAUGGUGUUCUGCAAAUAUGUUCUGCUUUUACUAACACAGCUGUAUUUCGCUUGAAAAAAACUUGGGAGAAAGUUUCUAAAACAACAAAGCACACGAUUGAGAAGUUACAAAACAUCGUAUCAUCAGAUGGAAGAUUCAGGUCUCUUAGAGAUGCUUUACAUCGAUGUGAUCCGCCUUGUAUACCAUAUCUCGGAAUUUACUUGACUGAUUUAUCCUUUAUUGAAGAAGGAACACCUAAUUAUACACCAGAAGGACUUCUAAAUUUUGCGAAAAUGAGAAUGGUGGCUCACGUGAUACGUGAAAUUCGCCAUUUUCAACAAACUCCUUACAAAAUUGAGCUUAUACAGAAAGUGGCUGAUUACUUGCUGGACACCUCUAUAGUAAUGGACGAUGAACAGUUGUACGCUACCUCCUUAGAAUUGGAACCCAGAACUUCAAGAUUGGUAUCCCAAUCAUCCACCACUACUCUUAAGUAAACAACUCAAAGAUACCUACUUUCUUAUGUAAAAGACAAUCGGAGUCGCAUGAAUCUGUAAUAUAUAAUAGAUAAUUCACAAUUAUAUAAUAUUUAUACCUACUAUUUUUGGUAAAAUAGUAAAAAUUGUUGAAUUAUUAAACAAGUACUGAAUUUCUUUAAAAUAUUGCAGAAAGAUUCAUAUAGACUCACCCUUGUUAAAAAAAAUACUUAUUAAUCCUAAUGAAAAUUUUUAAUCGCGAUAAAUCAAGCACUUUUUGAGAAAAAAUAUUUUUUUAUUAAUUCCUAGUAUAUAACGAAAUAAGUAUUGGUACGUCAGUUGCUCUAUUCUUGACAUUAUCAUUAAAAACGAAACACGUUUACUAAGAAUAAAUCUGUUCUUUUUAAUUAAAAUUUAAUAUUUCAAAUUGAGGUAUUUUUACAUAUUUUCAAACGAUUUGGUUAGUACAACAAAUUCAUUAAUUUAUCUUAAUGUUCCCAUGUUUUAAUAACAGGUACUCUUGAAAUAGGUGCACAGUUCAUCUUCCGUUAGUAAUUUAAAUGAUUUAAAUGUUCAAACCUAUAUUCCAAAUAGAAUUAAGCUUGUGUUUCGAUCAACGAAUGCCUGACCUAAAAUUAACGGUAAAGUAUAUACGAAAAGAUAUAUUAUUUUAAACAUACUGGCUAACCGAUCGCCGGCGGUGCUUGCAUUUGUUGAAAAGAAAACCGUCUUCCGGCGGCAUGGUCUUCUUGAUACAGGAAAGCCGCCGCAAAUCUAAACUGAUUUGUUUAUCAGGGCGGCAUGCUAUCAGUGAAUUGAAAAAUGCCGCCGGACGACGGUCUACUUUAUUUAAAACAUUGAAUGCCGGUGGUAAGAAAAAAUACUUGUAAAAUCAUUUACACUUUUGUGGCAAAUGAUCAUAUGUCGUACGCGUUUUAUUUGUACAUCGGUCUCCUUUUAACAGAGUAGAUGAGCUGUUUCCAGGCCGUUGGUGUUUAUGCCGGUCGGCGUAGCCAGGUAUGGAUUGAAAUUUUAAGUCGUUACUUCGACUUCUUGUUGUCACGGCAUUAUUAUUUGUUAAUGUAUGUGAAAUUUGCUUCUAAGGUUUAUAAAAUGCUACUGCAAGUCACGGCUUAAAUGAAAACAAACAAGACGCAUUCACACAAUCACCUCCCACCACAGCAAUUACAAAUGAUUAGUGUUGUCCCCGAUACGCGAGUUUUUUCCGGCGGCAUUUAAUGUUUCAAAUACAGUAGACCGUCAUCCGGCGGCCUUAUCAAUACUCUGAUAGCCUGCCGCCCUCAUCAACAAAUCAGUUUAGAUUUUCGGCGGCUUUCUUAUAUUUGAGAAUACCAUACCGACGGAAGACGUUUUUCGUUUUAUUAAAUUCAACUACCGCCGGCGGUCGGCUAGCCAGUACGUAUUUUAAAUUUAGGCUUGUUUUUUAUUUCACCACUUUCUUCGUUAUUACAUAGAUUUGAGAAUCAGUUGCCACGUAAUUGUAAUUGGUUAUUAAUAGAUUUUUGUAUAAUUUUAUUAUUAUCCUUAAAGUUACAUUAUUUAUACUGGCGUCAGCAAAUGCUCUGGUUUAUUACAAAAAUGUAUACUUAAUUUUAGUUCUUUAGUUUUUAUCCUUUUCAAAUUCAUUUGACAUAAAAUUAAAUGAAAUUAAACUUUCGCCUUAAAUCAAAAUACAAAAUAAUUAAAAACAACUCGACAAGUGAACAGUUUAAGUUAACGUGUAAUGUGGAUAAAUAAAUAAAUAAAUAAAUCUUAUGUUUAUACGUUUGGUUAAUAGGGCAGCUGAAAAAGUCAAUUGAUGUAGACUUUAAGAUUAUAACUGAAUCAAUUUUAACGAUGAUGUAUCUGUGAAACACCGACAAUCUGUUGUUCACUAAUUUUAAAUAUUCUGUUUAACAAUAUAAAUUGUAG
Psylliodes chrysocephalus is the source of this 6373-nucleotide messenger RNA. The record is from the annotation of a GenBank genome assembly. Lineage: Eukaryota; Metazoa; Arthropoda; Insecta; Coleoptera; Chrysomelidae.